Messenger RNA from Polistes canadensis, 761 nucleotides. It is a transcript of the gene CCDC53, whose product is annotated as WASH complex subunit CCDC53 homolog. Gene Ontology annotation, cellular component: WASH complex. The record is from RefSeq and is a predicted model, not a curated record. NCBI's taxonomy places the organism in Eukaryota, Metazoa, Arthropoda, Insecta, Hymenoptera, Vespidae. The transcript is spliced from 4 exons. Gene Ontology annotation, biological process: actin filament polymerization; exocytosis. The coding region runs from base 97 to 654 and encodes 185 amino acids.
CCAGUAAUUGCAAUAAUCUAUGGAAAUAUGAUUCUCAAUUUGACACUUGCUGCUUCCAAAAAAUUAAUGUGAAAAUAACAUUUAUAUACAUACAGGAUGAAUGAUUAUAAAAUGCCUAUUAUCGAGCCUACUAUCGAUUAUACAAAGGUUCCACCGAUAAAUCAGAAAAGAACAAUCUCUUUUAUCAAUCAUUUUAUUAUACAUACCGUAACUUUUCUUAACAAAUUUGCACUAUCAUGUGAAGAAAAGUUAUUUGAAUUUGAAAAUAAACUUCAAAAAGUUGAAGCAUCUCUAGCAAUUCUUGAAUCCCGGUUAUCUUCGAUACCGGAUUUGCAACCAAACACAAAAGUUGAAACUGAUAACAUCAAAGAAAAUAAUGAAAUUAAAUCUGAGAACGUAAAAGUUACAAAAAUAGAUGAACCAGAUAACGUAGAAGAAAAUAAAUCUAUUGGCGAUGAAUCUCCUCCACAGAAAGUUGAAAGAGAUCCUCGCUAUGAUAGAUAUUUUAAAUUGAUUCAUUUGGGUGCGCAAAAAGAAGAAGUCAAAUUACGAGCACAACGCGAAGGCCUGGACCCAAGUGUUUUAGACGAGCCUCAACAGACAUCUUCUAGGCUCAAAGAGAAUGUGCAAGAUACAACUACGAGUCAAGAUUAACUAGCUUAUUGAAUGUUAUAUUAAAACACCAAUAUUAACAUUUCUUUUAUAUAGAAGUAAAAAAAUUCUAUUUGCAAAAUAAACAAAUAAACAAAUAUACAAAUAAA